AUGCCCGCCAACUAUCCCGUGCGUAACCUGCCUUCGUCUUUGAUGCCUCAGGACUGCCACAACAUCCGGCUCCUCCGAUUGGUUUCUCUCCCUGUCACGUAUGAGAUGAUCUCGUACAUAGCGUGGAUCUCCGAGUCAAUCGUCUGUGACGGUGACUACUCCUUGCCGACUCCUGAGCCUCCUGGAAGCCCGGAGAUCCCCGAUUUGGAGGAUUUUAUAACGCACGUUUGCACUCGAUCCAAUGUUUACACGGCUACACUCCUUUGCGUUGUCAUAUAUCUCAACAGACUUCGCGCCAGGAUGCCCACAUUGGCCUCUGCUGCUCCGGGAACUCCUCAUCGUUUGUUCAUAGCAUCCCUUAUUGUUGCCGCAAAGUAUCUGAAUGACUGUGCUCCGAAGAACAUCCACUGGAUGUUUUGCGCCAAUAAUCUGUUCGAUCUCCGCGAGAUCAACCUGAUGGAGAAGCAGAUGCUUUUCCUCCUCGACUUCAAACUCAGCUUCACUGAAAGGGAGGCACUAAUGGAUUGGGCUCCGCUCCUU
This is a messenger RNA of Cantharellus anzutake, 540 nucleotides long. Its product is annotated as cyclin-like protein. Lineage: Eukaryota; Fungi; Basidiomycota; Agaricomycetes; Cantharellales; Hydnaceae. The transcript has 2 exons. The annotation marks the transcript as partial. Gene Ontology annotation, biological process: regulation of cyclin-dependent protein serine/threonine kinase activity. Gene Ontology annotation, molecular function: protein kinase binding; cyclin-dependent protein serine/threonine kinase regulator activity. The record is from RefSeq and is a predicted model, not a curated record. Gene Ontology annotation, cellular component: cyclin-dependent protein kinase holoenzyme complex; nucleus.